AUGCAAACGGACCCGUCAUCUGCAUUUGAGACCAUUCACAGACCAUGCAGUAAUUCCGCGCCAUUUUGGUCUGAAGCUCCUGACAAACAUUGUGGGAGACGGAGGAUCGACCGAGAACACACCGAAUUGAUUGUUAGCGGUUCUGCUUCGAAAAGCGGCCACUGGCCCUGGCAUGCUGCUAUUUACAGAAAUCACCGACUAAGUGUGCAGUACAUCUGCGGGGGGACUCUGAUAUCAAAAUUAUUGAUUCUAACAGCUGCACAUUGUGUUACAAUCAAUGAAAUACCGGUAAAUCCUGAAAGGCUUGGAAUUGUUCUCGGAAAAACAUCUCUUUUAACUAAUGAAGUAACUAGUCAAGAAAGAAAGGUAUACCAAGUAAUAGCUCACGAUGACUUUAAAAAGAUAAAUUUAGAUAAUGAUAUAGCUUUACUAAAAUUAAGUACAGAGGUUAUAUAUAAUAAUUACAUUCAACCAGCGUGUCUAUGGCUUGACACAGUGUACGAUCAAUUGGAUUCUUAUGAAAUAACAGGAACGGUUGUAGGAUGGGGCAUUGACCAAACAGAUUUACUAGCAAAGGACCUUCACGAAGCAACAGUACCAAUAGUCCCAACUUUAACUUGCUUUUCUUUUAAUCCUGUAUUCUAUAGCAACCUACUGAAUGAGAAAAAAUUCUGCGCUGGAAAUGCUAACGGUACCGCGGCGUGCAACGGUGACAGUGGAGGAGGAUAUGUAGUAUUCGUUACAGAUUCAAAGAAUCCUGAUUUUAGAGUAGAGUAUGCAACAGGAGCAUGGUACGUGAAGGGUAUCGUGUCCGUCAUCAUAAGCAGAAAAGGUUCAUCACUUUGUGACACAGAGGCAUACACCGUUUUCACGGACGUAGCAAAAUACAGGGAUUGGAUAUUGAAAUACAUGAAUUAGUUACAAUUAUGUAGUGAUUGUAUACAUUUUAGAUA
This is a messenger RNA of Nymphalis io (European peacock), 953 nucleotides long. RefSeq names its product CUB and peptidase domain-containing protein 2-like. The record is from RefSeq and is a predicted model, not a curated record. Gene Ontology annotation, molecular function: serine-type endopeptidase activity. Bases 1 to 918 code for a protein of 305 amino acids. Lineage: Eukaryota; Metazoa; Arthropoda; Insecta; Lepidoptera; Nymphalidae. The transcript has 6 exons. Gene Ontology annotation, biological process: proteolysis.